Molecule: messenger RNA, 849 nt
Organism: Paraphaeosphaeria sporulosa
Lineage: Eukaryota; Fungi; Ascomycota; Dothideomycetes; Pleosporales; Didymosphaeriaceae
Product: 4A/4B type thioredoxin-like protein
Exons: 2
Coding region: 256-687 (143 amino acids)
Biological process (GO): mRNA splicing, via spliceosome
Cellular component (GO): U4/U6 x U5 tri-snRNP complex; spliceosomal complex; U5 snRNP
Source: RefSeq, a predicted model, not a curated record
GAAAUAUACACGCAUGAACCAGCAUCUCACAGCACAGAAGCUUGAUCAACUCUAUUUCUUCUACAUCGCACUGACCUGCUUCCUCCGCCCGCACGUCCCCCCGUCUUUAACGACCACAUUUCUCUAUCGCGAAUCAGCACACAAGUGCCUAUCUCAACAUCCAAGAUAGAGCAAGCAAGACGAUAGUCCACACGCGACAGACCACCCAAAAUCCUCACUUGAAAUAAAAAGAGGUGCUAUAUUAGAAGUGCGACCAUGGGUUCCGUCGUCCUCCCGCACCUCCGAACAGGCUGGCACGUCGACCAGGCCAUCCUCAGCGAAGAAGACCGGCUCGUUGUGAUCCGCUUCGGGCGCGACCACGACCAGGACUGCAUGCGGCAAGACGAGGUACUGUACAAGGUCGCCGAUAAGGUGAAGAACUUUGCUGUCAUCUACCUUUGCGACCUGGACGAAGUGCCCGACUUCAAAGCCAUGUACGAGCUCUACGACGCGUGCACCGUCAUGUUCUUCUUCCGCAACAAGCACAUGAUGUGCGAUUUCGGGACGGGUAACAACAACAAGCUCAACUGGGUGCUCGAGGACAAGCAGGAGCUGAUUGACAUCAUCGAGACGAUUUACCGGGGCGCGAAGAAGGGGCGGGGUCUGGUGGUUAGUCCCAAGGAUUAUUCGACAAGGUAUCGGUACUAGGAGACGCAUGUGAGGAUGGCGAUGGGGGUUGGUGGGUAUGUGUUGGGUAAUUAGGCUGGGCUGGUGAGUAGGAUAUGAGUACGGUUCUUGGUUAUCACAGACGGGCAGAGCGCCGAGCGACAGACAGGGUUUCAUCAUUCAUAGAUACACAUUCGCGCUUCC